CCUCCCACUUCCCUUACCCUCUCCUCACGCACAGACGCACAUACCAGCGCCGUCGCCUGCCAUCUCCUCCGCAAAUCCACCACCAUGGGUCGCGUCCGCACAAAAACAGUGAAGAAAUCCUCCCGCCAGGUGAUCGAGCGCUACUACUCGCGCAUGACCCUGGACUUCCACACCAACAAGAAGAUCCUCGAGGAAGUCGCCAUCAUCCCCUCCAAGCGCCUCCGCAACAAGAUUGCCGGAUUCUCCACCCACCUGAUGAAGCGGAUCCAGAAGGGCCCGGUCCGCGGCAUCUCCCUGAAGCUGCAGGAGGAGGAGCGCGAGCGCCGCAUGGACUUCGUCCCUGAGGAGUCCGCUAUCAAGAUCGACGAGAUCUCCGUCGACAAGGAAACCAUCGACAUGCUCUCUGCUCUGGGCAUGGCUGACAUGCCCGGCGUCAAGCGGGUCGACCCGGAAGCACAGUCUCAGAAUCUGGGGUUCGUGCGUGGUGGACCCAGAAGGUACUGAAACGGGUUUUGAUGCUAUACUACAUUUGGUUUUUGGAUUAGGAAGAAGUUAGCUUGUUGCUAAAUUUCUAUGUGUUUAAUUUUAUUGAGGAAGCAAUGCGGAUGAUGUCUUUUGUUAUGGGAUUAUGUUAUAUUUGCAUUGAGAAUCGAAAGCGUUGCAGUUGAUUUCGUUUGUUGAAUUAA
This is a messenger RNA of Malus domestica (apple), 686 nucleotides long. Its product is annotated as small ribosomal subunit protein eS17w-like. The record is from RefSeq and is a predicted model, not a curated record. Lineage: Eukaryota; Viridiplantae; Streptophyta; Magnoliopsida; Rosales; Rosaceae. Gene Ontology annotation, biological process: translation. Gene Ontology annotation, molecular function: structural constituent of ribosome. Gene Ontology annotation, cellular component: ribosome.